Messenger RNA from Cinara cedri, 15937 nucleotides. NCBI's taxonomy places the organism in Eukaryota, Metazoa, Arthropoda, Insecta, Hemiptera, Aphididae. The record is from the annotation of a GenBank genome assembly.
GGUCCGUCAUGCGUUCGUCGUCGGUCAGCACCGGCCGUCGGCCGCCCGCGGCUAUCGUCCGGCUCGUGGUGCACGCAGCGCUCGGAUGGAUGUACUAUCAUACUAUGUGGAUGGCCAAGUUCGUUGACUGGGAUUCAAUCGAUUUCCCGACCGUCACUGAAGUGGGCAAAUUCAUGGUCUACAUGCUCACCCUGUGGACGUUGGUGAGUACCACCGUCGCAGACUCUCCCUCCAAUAAUAAUAGUUUCUAUUUGUUUUCGAGUUUAUAAAAACAUUUCUCCACACCCGCCUUCUUCAAACGAUUGAAGUGCAAAAAAAAAAAAAAGUAAUAAAAAUAAAUAAGUAAAUCACUGAGAUUUUGUGGUACUAAUAAUUGUUACUCUGUGGUCCAUCUUCAGUAUAAUUUUAAAAUAAGUUUUAAAAAAUAAUCUGCAAUUACGUUCAAAUCCUGAACUCACGAUAACUUAAAAAACGAUUGCGAGUGGAGAACGGUUAACAAUUUUUUAUUUUGGUUAAAAUUUAUAUUGAAAAUUGAAAUUAAAUUUUGAACAUUAAUGAACAUUAUAUUUUUAACUAUGAAAUAAUUUAUAUUUGUUUUUAAAAACUUAUUCAAUAUUUUUACUCGAUAAAUAAAUAAUAAGUAUCAAGAAGAGUUCUUGCUGUAGAUGUAUGUGUUACUGUUAAAGGUGGUCAAUUUUGAAGAUAGGAUACAUAAAUUAUUUCUGUACACAAUGAUAAAUCAUUGUUGAUGAAAUAAAAUUCUGAGCGAAGUUCGGUUGAAAUACGAUUUUUACGAUUUCGAUAACAUUUUUUAUUUAAAAUCCUGAUAAAAGAAAUGAAUACAACACACUAAAUUUUAUUUUUUUAAAACACCAAAUUCAACUUACAAUGAACCCUGUAUUAAACUUCCAAACAUUUUGGCUCGGCCAAAAAUUAUCUUCACGAAAAUCAAAAAAUGACUUGAUUUUUACGAUUUAAAUUAAAAUUUGAACUCAAAACACGCGUGUAUUAUAAAUAAAAAAAUUAUUUUAUAUGCUCAACAUUUAUUUUUAACCACUGUGUACAUUGUACAACUUAUGAUGUUCCCCAUGUAAUAUAUUUAAAUAUUUUUGUUUGUUCAAAGCAAUUUUAUCCACAUAAAACUAAAAACUAUAAUCUCGAUAAUGUUAAAUGCUCAAAAUAUUAAGAAGCCAAAAUUUUACCACGUCUAAAAACAGCUAAUAUAAGUAUUCUGUGAAAAUGUCAGGGCCUUACGAUUUUUUGAAAGUAAAUUACAACAAUAAAACAAAAUUAAAAAUAAUGAAACUGUUAUUUCCACUAACUAUUUUUUUUGUGCGGUUUUUUCUCAGUAUUAGGAAAACUGCAAUCAAUGAAUUACUUGCGUUCCAGCUAGAUAAAAUUCAAGAAAAUAUACUGCUUUUGAAUUUUCAGAGCAAAAUUUGUAUUAGAAAAAUAAAAUCGAAAAAUUCAAAAAUAAUUUUUAUUACCGUAAUUUUUUUUUUCAAUUUUUUAGUUAUUGUAAAAACUACCACUUGGAAAAUAAUAAAUUACCCCCUUAACGCAUCAACUAAAUUCAAAAUUUUACGAAAAUGCUUUUUUUAAUCAUUUUUUGAUUAGAGUAAUAUUUUUGGUAGAAAAGAUGUCCACAGGCAAAAAAAAUUACUGCAAAUCAUAAUAAAACCAAUCUCAUUGCGCUUAUAAUCUAAAAACUUAAGUCUGUUUUUCGGAACAUUAGGAACGAUAGACAAGUGUUGAAAACUUUACAAAGAAUGAAACUUUUGUUUAUACUGGAAUCUAAAUAAAAUUUGUUUUUUAUAAAUAUAACAUUUAAACUAGUGUUCACCGAAAAUCAAUAAUAACAUUUAUUGCCUAUAUACAUAGUAGUCUAUUCAUUUCCUGAAUCAAAUUUAUUGUAAGUACGCGUACGGUUCCUGAGUUUUUCCUAAAUAUUAUUAAUUAAUUUUACCCAAAUAUGGUUUUAUCCCGAAUAACGUAUUUAAAGCAGUAAAAAUAAAAAAUGUUUUUAGUAUAGAUAACUUAUUAUUAUUUAGUAAACACAAAUUUUAAAGUUUCAAAAACAGAUUAAAAUUACACAAGUUUCAAAUAUUUUAAAUUACAAAAAGGUGACAAGACUAUAUUAUGCACUAUAUUCUGCACGAAAUUCAAUGCAUUGAAAAUUGUGUAAUUAUCAGUAAUAGGCCUUAAUCGCCUUUGAAAGUCUAACCAUUUUCUUUUUUUCUGAUCUCUGACUUUUUGUCCAAACCUUAACUCUGUGAAUAUUAUUUCCACUUCAGAUUGUUCCUUUUGAAACUCUUUGAGAGUAUAAUAUAGAUCUAGAUGAUGUCCAAUAAUGAGUGAAAACGAUUAUACUACUGUUUGAACACAUUCGUUUUGAGAGAGACAAAUAUGCUUGGUAUUACUUAUAAUAGUUCACAUCAAAACAAACGUGGUAAUGGUGGCCUAGUAUUAAACGUGAUAUCCAAAUAAACAUCCGAAACUGACUUAAAUAUUUGUUCUUCAUUCAUUUUUCCCCAUAUUCGGGAAAUACACCAUUCCAGCAAAAGAGUUCGGGAAAUGUGGUUUCGGGGAAAAUACUAUUUAGGAAGUAUUUCAUUCAGGGAAAAUGACAUUUAGGAAGUUUGAUUCAGGAACAAUACAGUUAUUAGUAAGUACUAGUAGUAAUUUAGUAGUAACUAGUAAUUUUUUUUAUAUUGACUUUUAUUAUUAUUGUUUAUCCUUUUAAAAGGUAAUUGCGAUUAUAAUAAUUUAUCUUAAACCAUAAUAAUUGGUAACCUGCCGAGUGUGAUUUUCUACUUUUAUAGUACGCUUUUUAACAAAGCCUUAAAUAAUAAAUUAUAAUACAUAAUAUAAUUAAAAUCUGAUACCUACACGCGUAUUUUUUAAGGAUAUGUUAUGUUAAUUAUAAAUAAACAAACCUACAAAUCGUAGAUAUGAAAUAGUUUUUGUUUGUGUCUGUUAACAAUUGCUUUACCUGAAAUUACUCAAUUUUUUUAUUAGCAAACAUCUUUUCUAAAAGUAAUUUGUUAUUUUCUGUUUUUUUUUUUUUGUAGUUUUCAUAAUAAUUGUUUUUAAAUACCGUAGCUUGUUUCUCAAUUCUAAACCUUCUUUUUGUUAUAUACAUUUGAAAGAACGACCCUAAGCGUCAAUGAUAAGUUUAAUACGAUUUAAAAUUUUAUAUUUAACAUUAGGAGGGAUUAGUUUUUCUUUGGGGUCCUUGAUUUUUUUCCACAGCCUUGUAGUUACAUGAUAAAUCAGUUUUUAUCCGUAACGUUUUUGUCUUAUAAAUUUACUACACAUUAAAAAAUGUGUUUAAUCGUUGUUGACAAUAACCUAACCUAAGAUGGGCCGUAGAGAACUUAGGAUCACAUAUGAGUCUAUGCAUUGGUGUUUGUCUGAAUGUCACCAUCGUGCCUGGAUCUGGAAAACAGCUUUAAAAUUUCCGCUUUUAAUAUACGACCGCUACUGUCCAAUCGUUUUGUUUUAUUAAAAAUUGAGACAGAGAAAUUCUACGUCGGAAACAGAAAUUCAUUAAAAAAAGCCAUAAAAUAUUUUUAAUAACGUAAAAUUCAAAAAAAGAUAGACAUACUUCGCACGAUGAGUGGGUUACUGUAGUUGGGAAUGUAAAAGGAAAAUUUAAUGCAUAUCUGUACGCAACGAUUAACCAUAGCUAACGAAAAACGAUUCUGAGCGAAGUUCGUUUAAAAGUGUUGCUUUUUCAAUAAUAUAUAUGUCAUUUUAUGGUAAACUAAUGCCUUAUAUAUUUUCUUUAACAAUAUAUUUUUUUUAACAUUGCACUUAUUUCCCGUUUUUCUUACGUUUUUACUUGAUUUUUCCCAUUUAUUAUGAAAACAGGAAAAAUUAAAAAAUAACCUCUUUAAGUACCACCCCAGUCAACUUUUAGAAAAAGUACUAUUAUUUUAAAUCGGAGCAAAAUUUCUGGUAGAAGAGUUGUUAUAUAAAAAUAAAAAUAAAAAAAUAAUAAAAAUACUAUUGUAAAACAAAUACAUAUUACGUUUCACUCAGAAUCUAAAAAAUAGCAAGAGAUAAACAGAUCAAAUUGACUCCUUGACUACAGUAUAGUAGAGGUUUACAGUUAUAUUGCUUUUCGGCUAAAAUGAUCGUAGGAGGAGUUAAGAGAUGGGUGUUUUUUUGAUUUGAUAUGAUUUGAUCGUGGCAAAUAAUAUAACUAAAUUUAUCUAAAUGUGACAACGGUUUCGGUAGAAGUGUUAAAACUGGAAGAAUACACAGGUAAUUUUUUUUAAAGACUGAAGAAGUUUGCGCAAAUACUCGUAUAAUCGAUAAUCAUCAAAAACCUGAUUAAUCCACAGGUGUACUAUAUUAUAAUUUAUUCUAUAAAUUAAAUGUAGAGAUCAUUCGUUGUUUUAAAUUUUGAGUGGAACGAGGGAUAUAUUGGUUUUACAAUGAUGUUUAUUUAAUUUUUUUUUUUAUAAUUUUCUCAUAGUGGUACUUUAGAGAGAUCAUUUUUUGAAAUUCUUAUUAAUAUUCUAGAUAAUGAGGAAAAUUUUGGUUUUUAGGUUAAAAAAGAUUGAAAAAUUAAACAUAAGGUUGUUAUUGGCAACCGUUAUUAUUUAUUUUUUGUUAUAAAGUUUUAAUUAUUUACAUUUUUUUAACAAUCAUUGUUGUUAUGGAAACGCACAUUGUUUUAAUCAUUUUACCUUAAUAUGACUUAAUGCCAUAUAAUGUAUUAUUGAAAAAGCAACAUUAUCAAUUGAACUCGGCUCAGAACUGUACUUUCGUUAGUAAUGGUUUAUAGUAGCUUACAGAUAUACAUUAAAUUCUCGUCUGUAAUCUACCUUCCCAACUUUAAGCGAAGUAUGUUCGUCCUUUAUUCAUUUGGAUUCAAUACACAAUCAAAUAUUGUACUCGGAGUACAAGUACUUACACCUAUAUUCUCGAAAUACACAUUUUACAUUUAUAAAGAUUGACGUACCUCAUUAUGCAUAUACAAUUAAAAAAAUCUGAUCGCUGAGAAUUGAUAACCUUUUUCGAAGAUUUAUAUAUCGCAACACGGUCUGCUUCUGUUUUCUAAUUUCCGAAUAUUGACAUUGAUUUAUAAAUAAUUAUACGUUAACCCGUUUUUUUACAUUAUUUCAUUUUGCGAUAAGAAUAUAUUCAUUUAUAUUUAUUACGUACACACAACGUCCUUUAUCUAUUUAAGAAAACGUGUACAUUAGCGAGUUUACAUGAUCCAAAUUAUCAAUAUUUAUGUCUGAAUGUAAAAUUAAUUUCGAUUCUGUGUACAAAGUAUUUUUUUUGAUUUUGUACGAUCCAAAAAUUAUUAUCUAUUACGAAGAUUUUGAGUUUAAAUGAUUUUGGUUUUUUUUUUGUCAUUAUUUUAGAACCAUUGAACGAUUUUAUUAACAAUAUUUUUAAAAUGUUACCCUUAUUCCGUACACAAUAAACACAUACAAGACUUGAUUUUAAAAUAGAAAUUCCCGUAUUCAAACUAUAUUCGAAAAGAAAAUAUUUUUCUAAAAACUUUAAAAAAUAUGCAUAAUAUUGGAUAUACCAAUACCAUUCAUGAGUUAUAUUUGAAUUUAUAUAUAUAGGUAAAACUAGGAGUUUUCGUUAGGAAUGUCCGCAUAAUCCAUCCCCUCCCCCUGUAACCUUUUUUUGAAUAUACCAUUGGUGUUUUACGAUCAAAACACGCACAUUACAAUAUAUACCUAACCUGACUUAUAAUCAUUGAUACUUAUUAUACAUUGAUUAUAAAUGCAAUUACAGUCAAAUUUUAAAGCAUAAUUAUUUUUGUAUAUACUUAAAAAUAUGUAUAAUAUAUAUAUAUAUAAUUUUUUUUUUUAAUAGAUACAAUUAAAAAGAUUUAAAUUGAUUCAAUAUUAUUAAUAAAUAAAAUAUAAUACUACACUUAAAUAAAAGAUUACAAUCAAAAUAAAUAAACAUUUUACUGGAAUCAGUUAAUUAAAAAUUUCAUAUUACAAAAUUAAAUAGUAUUUUUUCUGCGUGAACCGUCUUAUAAUUUAUAAUAACGUCAUCAGUGGUAAUUAUAAUUUUACGGUAAAUAUUUAAAGCUACUGAUCCAAUGAUUCCAUACUCUGAUAUUGAAUUUUUGAGGUAUAUUUUGAGUCUUUUAAAAGUUAAAUAUGAUCUUUCAGCUUUGCAAGAUGUUACGAGUAACAUUUAAAGAAUAGUUUGUACAUUUUGGGAUAUAGAUCAUGAUUACAACUAUACCUACUGAUUAUAUCAAAAUCAGUAAUUAUUAUGAAAUUAGUUUUCACUCUCAAGAGUACCUAAGCUAACCUAACCUAACCUGUAAUAAUUAUUAUUUGUUAAUAAUACUUAUGGUAUUAGUAUAGACUAGCCAAUAAAGGUUAAAUAGUUAAAAAAUUUCAAAAAGAAAUUUUUUUUUAAAUCUCUUGCGGUUCACGAAUGCGUAAUGAAACUUACAUUUUAUAAAAUGGAAAUAUUUGUUUUUAGUACCAGAUUCGAAUAGUCCUAUUUUUUCAAUCAACUUUAACUAAUGUAAAUUUUUCUAUCUCAAAAAUUGUCCGAGAUCAGUCCAUAAAAUGUAUUAAAAAAUAUGAUUUUUUUUUAUUAUUAUUUAAGUACAUACUGUGACUUUAUAUAUGCUUAUAUAGAAUUUUAACGCACGGGGUGAAUAUCUUAAUGACACGACCAAAAUUAAUAGACUGAUGAUAUAUAAUAUUAAAUAAGUGAUAAAAAAAAAAUUAAGUAGAAAAAUAUAUAUUCAAAUUAGUUAUUUAUAUUAUAAAUAAUAGUAAAUUUAGGUAAUACGUCCAAUUUUAAUAAUAAUUAAUGUAAAUUUUUUUGGUUUAACUCAAAGUCUAAAGUUUAUGUAUACAAAGUUAGCAAUCUACAUAAAACACUUGUGAUUCAUGAAUAUUGACAGAUAAUAACUAUAGUUUGCAAUAAUGAGAGUGCGCUUAAUAAUCAUAUUUCGUAUCUAUUAUGGUCAGUGUCUAAAAUGUUCACUGAACAAUUAAUAAUUUAUUCAAGUUUAUGUUCAAUGUUAGAGUCAAAGUCAAAGUAAAAAAAAAAAAGACAAAAAACAAAGGUACACCAGAUUCAUAUUCACUGUGGCGUGCGCUGCAUGGGGGAAAUUAGAGGUUAUAUCCUUCUUUCCAUUUGCUUAAAAAAAAAAAAUAAAUAAUAGUAUUUAUUUAAUAAUUUAAUCUUGAAUUUACAUAUUUCAGUUAAGUUACAAGAAAAAAGUUUGAUUAAUUGAAUAAAAGUUGAUUUUGUUGAAUCCAGCUUUUAAACAUUAUUCUCAUUGAUGAGUUAACAAAAUAAGAUUUUAUAAUUUAUUCAUGAAUCAUAGUUAUUCCUUACUGGAUACUGCAACCCCUCCUAUUGGAAAAUAAAAAUUACUGAACACAACUCUGCUUGUUCAAAUCUAUUUUAUUUCCGGUAAAAUAAUUAUUCAUUAACGGUUUUAAAAUUCAAAAAUUAGCCCGCGUUUAUUUGAUUGUUGAUUUUAUCAUAAAUACCUCCAAACUCUCGAAAUUUUUUGACGCUUACAAAAAUGUUAAAGAGAUUCGUAAAUCUGUAAAAAAAAACACGAUUUUUAUAACUAUAAUAUUAUUUGUUUUUAUAACCGAUAGAGAAUGAAAUAAAGCAGGCAUUUCAACUGUCCAGAAUUUUAUCAUAUCUCUUGAUGAAUUCAGUCCAAUUUCAGCAUUUGUAGGUAAACAGUCACAUAUAAAUAAGAAAAGAACAGAUACUGGAGACGGGUGCAGCCACUGUUGUAGAUGGGAAAUUGGGAAGGUAAGAUUCAUAAAAUAUUUAAUUUAUAUCUGUACGCAACAAUAAAUGAUUGCUAAUAAAAACGAUUCGGAGCGAAGUUCGGUAAAAAUGUUUUGAAAUACUAUAAUUUUUACGAUUUUCGUCAAAAUUUGAUCUUAAAACACUUAUAAAAAAAAAAAAAUUGCAUUAAAAUCAAUUUUGUUUUUUAAACCACUAAAACAGAUACCUAAACAAAUAGUACAUAAACACGAAAAUAUAUUAUACCUAUAAAUAGCCUAAAAAAAGUAAAAAUGUUUUGAAAAUUUGAUCACGUCUACAAAAUGGCGAUAACAAUAUUUUGUGAAAACUACAGACCUAUACAAUAAUUUUUAAACUGAAUAACAACAAAACAUCCAAAUGCCGUACACUUUGCUGUACUUCCUACAUUUUUUCCCGGUUUUCCAUAAUUUCAGAAAAUUUUACGGAAAAUCAAACGAAUUUUAUAUUCAUAAACUAGACAAAGUUUUCUCUCAGAAACGACGCUAUUCUUGAAAUUUAGACAAAAAUUUCUGGUAAAAACAUAAGCCGUACAAAUUAAAAAUAAUAAAAACGUUGUAUCGUAAUUUGAAAAAAAAAGUAAUGUUCUUUUUUUUUUCAAUUUUUUUAUUAUUAUGAAAACUACUUAUAUAUCAAAAUAAAACUCUCUUAACAAUGAAUAAUAAUUAUAAGGAAUACAAUCGAUCUCUUGUCAUUUAUCGAUUGGAACAAUAUUUCUGGUAGAAAACAUAAUUUGCGAAAAAUUAAAAAUAAUGAAAUCGGUAACGCUACAGAGUACCGUUUAAUCUAUAAUUUUUUUUCCAGAUUUUGCCAAUUAUUUUUAAAACUGCUCGGAAAAUCAAAACAUGUCCUCUCUAAUAUAUCAAUUAGACAACAUUUCUCCUUCCCUACACUCUGAAUCUGAAACAAUGUGAUAAACUGAAUCUGUAAUAAAGAGUCAAAUUGAAUUUUUUUGAAAUUAAUUAUAAAAUGUCAAGUCUAGUAGUCUUAAUAUCUUGUACUUCGAUAAUUGUUAAAAAUAAUAAAAUAAAAAGUUAUUUUAAGAUUUAUUUUAAGGAAAUUUUAUCUUUAUGGUACUCUAAGGAAAUCAUAUUUUCACUUUCUCUAGAUUUUUCCCAAUAAUUAGAAAAAACCGAGAAAAAACGGAAAAUGUACGAAAUGUAGGUACUAUUAGUAAAAAAAUAUGGCCUUUCUUUUUCUUGUGAAUACCUUUUUUUCCAGCAAUUUUGCUCCAAUAUACAAUUCUCAAAGGAUAUCUGACUGGAUUGGUACUUUAUAGGCCGGUCAUUUUUUGAUUUUCCCACCAGUUUUCCCAAUAAAUGGGUAAAACAUGAAAAAACCGAAAAAAUAUAACGGUAAAAUAAAUACAAUAUUAAAUAAAUAUUAUUAACAAAAAUAUAUAUUGCAUAUUAUGUUAUUAUUUUAUCAUAAUCGUUGCAUACAGAUAUAAAUUAAAUUUCCCUUUUAUACCUUUCCAACUUCUCACCUACAACAGUGGCUCAUCCACGUUCGAAGUAUGUCUAUAUGUUUAUUCUUUAUCCUUAUGAGUAAUAUAUAUAUAUAUAUAUAUAUAUAAAAAAUAGAAUCUGAUUAUCCUUAUCAUCUCUGGAGAUAAUACAUUAGGUAUAUCUUCGUGGAGCACCUUGUAUAAAUCGAAAUUGAAUCUUCGUCGAAAACGACUCACAAUUAUUAACACUGUUUUACGAUUUAAUGUAGCCAAAAAUUCAACCCAUAUAUUUGAUGAAAAUAUAGAAUCUAAUGCAUAUUGUACAUUUCUACUAAUUUAUAUGUGCAGGUACUCAGUUUACCGCUAUUGAUUAACAAUAAAUUAUUUUUAUACUCAUUAUAUCUGCUGUCCUAAAAAAAUAUAUAAUAUAAUAUUUUUAAAAUAGAUCUUACGUUCGUAACUCAUGUGGAAUUGAGGGCUAAUUCCCUCUUCAACCUCCUAGAAAUACGCCUUUGGAGUAGAAUAAGAUUUAAUAUGUAUCGGGCUCGAAUCUUAAAUGUGGCUCUGAUUAUGGACCGUCCGAUUCCUGAUCUACUUGAUGUACAAAUAAUAAUUAUUGUUCCAUAUGUAUUUCUGUGUACAGAUAUCGAAAUACUGUCAAACGAUACGAAAUCAAAGUUUGCGUCGAUUGCGAUGUUUCUAAGACCAAGUUAAAUAUCCAUUGUCUCACUAAUUGACAUUUAAUAAAGAAUAAUAACACGUAUAUAAGAUAUGGAGAUACAUUGAACGUUUAAGUCAAACUUGAUAGUUUAAAAAAAAUAAAUAUAUAUAUUUUAUAUGUAACAGGGAUAUUGAUUUUUGUUUUUUUUUUUGUUUUAGAACAUGCAUUUAGCAUUUUUCCUGUUAGCCGCUGUAUUGGAUUUCUUUGAGUUACUACCACAGUCCGCCAAUGUUGGUAAAUUGCUCAACAAAGUCAGAGAAAUAAAUGAUUUCUUAUUCAUGACCGUAAUGCUGCCGAUAUCAGUAGUAAAUGAUAUUUUGUUUUUUAAAUAUUAAAUUUAUCAAUAGAAACACAAUAUUUGUAAGUGGAAACCUGUACGAUUAAGUAUUAUUGCAAUUAUAGGUAGUAGAAAACAAAAUUUUAAAUGAAAUAAUUUGUAUUAUUAUUUUUAAAUUGUAGAAAAAAAAUAUUUUUUUAAAAUCAAGAGUAUAAUACGUAAACAGUAUUAUUGUAUCUUCAACUCCUAGAUUCUAGAAAGUAUUUCCAAAUGAUUGUCCUAUCAUGAAAGUAUUUUAUUUAAUUAUUUGUAUUAUUUCAUAUUUAUUAUAGUGUACAGUAUAUUAUUCAAUAAGGGUGUUCACCCCAUUUUUUUGAUUAAAUAUUGCAUAGGCAUAUUAAAAUUCUGUUUUUUAACAUUUUUAAGUGUAAUUAAUAAAUUAAAGUCGAUAUUUUCGAAUACUUAGAUUUUCCAUAACAUUUAAGAAGUAUCCUGUAGCAAUACCAAGUUUGUAUUUUCAAAUGAGAAUCUAUAUUAAAAAUUCCAUAAAUAGAUGGAAUAUUAGCUUAAAUACAUUUUUGAUUUCUGUCAACCCAUUGACGAGAUAUUUCACUUUUAAGUUUAGAUAGAGGAAGAAAUGUUAGUGGAGCAUUAAUAAACCGUAACUUUAAAAUUUUAGCCUGGGAGCAAAACUUUCAACGAGCCCUCUUCAUUCAGGCAUAUUCAGGUAUAAGAAGGUCUGAGAUGAGUGAUUUUAUUGAAAUUAUUUUAUAUACAUUUUUUUUUUUUUUCAAGCGAUUGUAAGAAGGAGAAAACACAUGUAAGUAUAACUUCUAGCAUUCUCACUCCUCUUAAUUGUCUUCUUAAGUACAAAACUAAAACUCAUAGAGUUUUUGGCGUAGUUUUUAUCGUACUCAUGAACAUUACGAUGCUGACAACAUAAUAUUCACACUAAAACAAGAAAGAUUAUAUACUAAUAAUAAAAUAUAAUUAUUUUGAAUUAUUAAUUAUUUAUAAAAUUAACAGUUUUAUAGUUAUAUUAUUAAAAGAGAAACAUUGUAUUAUUUAGGGUUUCUUAAGCAAACGGGCCUGAGUAUGACCGCACCCUCUUUUCCCUCUUAUUUAUGCUACUUAUAAAACGCCACGCCGCGCCGUGCUGCCAAACAAAUGAUAUUCCAUUGCUUUCCCCCUACCUAAAUUUAAAAUUGAAAUAUCUCGUCAAUGGGAUAACUGAAAACAAAAAUUUUAAUACUAAAAUGUAUUUAAAUUAAUAUCCCAUUUAUUUAUAGAACUUUUAAUAUAGGUUCUCAUUUGAAAAACUAAAGUUGAUAUCGCCACCGGAUACUCCUUAAAUGUCUUAAACAAAUCUGAGAAUUCAAAAUAUUGGCUUUAACUACAAUUAAAAAUUUCAAAAUCAGAAUUUAAAUACAUGCAAAAUUUAACAAAAACUGUGGGGUGAGCACGUUUUGUGAAUGAUGCUAUAUAUUAAAAAUGAAAAUGCUACCACAUCUAGAAAAUACUAAUUUAAAUACUUUGUGAAAACCGUUUCUACGAUUGACUGAAUUACAACAAAACAAUAAACAGUAACAGACAUCGUCAUUGCGUACAUUUUCCCGCCUUUUCUUCGUUUUUUUUUAUAUAAUUAUUAAGAAAUGGACAAGGAAAAUUAAAAUCAAAACAUGAUUUCCCUAGUGUACCAAUAAUUCAAUAGUAUUUGCUUUUAGUAGUUGUUACACUCAUAGACCGAAAUAAGAUUUCUGAUAUACAAUUAGUUCGUGCUUUUAAAUUUCGAUUAGUUGUGUUUUAUUUUUCUAAAUUUACAUAUUUCUUAAAAUAUGUAUGUGUUUAUUAUAGCUAUAAUUAUUAAAGUAACAAAUAUUUAAGGAAUAUAUAUAGGCAAUCAAAUAAAUAUUAAGAAAUCAGUUAAGACUCUGACGAAUAGUCCAAAUGAGGGUUAAAUUGAUUGUUAUUUACAAACCUAUUCUUACAAAAAACUCAAUUAUAACAAUUCUUAGUUAAAAAGUUUAAAUUUAAUAAGUCUACAUAUUAUUAUUAAAUAGUACAUAAAGAUAUAAUGAGUUAUUUGGUCGUCAAAAUCAUCUCGAAUAUAUACUAAUAUCUAUGCGCGUUUAGAAAAUAUUUUAUUUUAAUCAGGAUACAUUUUUAAGUUUUUUUUUGUUUUAUAAUUUUUAUAGAAUCGAUUACUUUUUCAACCAUAAUGAUUAGGUACCUACGUCAUGUUAAAUAAUCACUUGUUGCGUAUUAUAUUCUAUUGUAGAAGUGCUUUUUGUGUACCGUUUUGCAUAAUCAUCGAUGUAUUAUGAUCGUGGAAUAUUAUAAUCUGAUAACGAUUUAUACGAACAUAUUAUAUUUUAUUUUAGUUCGCGUUUCACUUUGUGAUAAUUCGAUUUUUAGAACCUGAGUAGAACGAAAGAGCCAUUAGUUUUACAAAGAUAUGUUUUUCGUUUUCAAUGAUGUAUUGUGUAAACGUUUCAUGGAGACCUAACAAAUAUAAUAAUUUUUGUUAUACAUAAUAUUUUUCUUGAAUAACAACUAAAGCCAUGCACUUUGAUUGCUCUAUUAAAUUUUUUUUUUUAAAAUCAAAAAUAAAUAAUUAUUUUUACAAAGAUUAGUAGCCAUAAAUAGCCAUUUUAUAGUUAUAGAUUUUGAAACAAAAUUUUGGUGGUCCAAAAAUUUGCUUAUAAUGAGCGUUAAUUUUCUAAAAAUUUUGAAAUUAACGAUAAUAUAAACUGGUUUUAUAAUCACUGCUAAACUAAUAUUCGUAAUCGAUUCACACAAACACAAAAACACAUAAAAUAUAUUUCUAUUAAUAAUUUGUUUAACUUCAAAAAAUUGUAGAAACUUAACGAUUCAUCAUUAAAGUAAAUCAGUAAAGUAAAGUAAUCAGUAAAAAAAAUUUAAAUUAUAAUAAUCCACGUUAAAAAAUACAUUUUGCUAAAAAUGCCUGUAAUUACAGUUCUAUGAUAUGUCUGCCAUUAUCUCAUCAUGAUUAAUACCAUAUUUAUUUUUUUACAAAUUAUAAUUUGUAUCCAUCCUUUUUCGUCUAUAUAAUAAAGUAUAUUAUAUUAUUAAAUUCGAUCAAUCAAACUAAAACUGUAGAACAUACAAACGCAGUCAACAAAUUACGACAUUUCUGUAUUGAAUUACGAUUUGUUAGAUUUCAGCUAAGGUAUAGGGUACCUAAUGAAUAAUAAUUAAUUCCAUCAACCGAUAUUUUUGUUGUAUGUUUCAGUGCGUUUGCGGAGGUUUUUGGGCUGCGUGGGUAUUGUUUAACGAUCUUAUUUACCCUACCGAAAUGAACAAUAUCGUACCAGUAUUUAUUAAUCACGUGUCGCACACGACUCCUAUUUUCGUCGUUUACAUUGAACUGAUUUUCUGUUACCAUACAUCGCCGAGGAUAAAACCGGCCAUCAUUAGUUUGGUUGUCGCCGAAACCAUUUAUUUAGCAACGUAAGUUUAUAACAGCUGACGGUACACGUGCGAUUAUGGUUUAUUUAAACAAUAUUACCAAUAAUGACUCAUAAUAAUUCUUAAAUUUGUAUUAAUAAGUAUCUAAUUUAUAGUAAAUGUAUUGUGAUUUUAUGUACUCAACGUGUCCAACUUAAACUGUAAUUCUAUUGUAUUGAUAGGUUUUUAAUAAUGAUUUUGUAUUUAAAACAUUAUGAUACUAUUGUUAUGUUGUUGUUUUAACAGGAUGAUCAAAUUGAAAAUUGAUUAUGGUAGAUGGGUUUACCUAUUGAUCGAUAUUUAUCUAGACACGAUUCCGAAGUUGGUCGUCGUGUUUUCAUUCCUUAGUUACAUUGUACCUAUUGUUUACUUGGUUAGUAAUCUCAGAUUCAAUAACUACAUUUGGGGUGAGUUUGUAGAGUUUAACUAAUGCUACAUGUACACUUAGACGUUUUACUCAGCGUACUUUUAUUUGUUUAGGUAUACAAACAAGUGAUGCCGAAAACGAGUCUCUCCGACGUAACAAAAAAAUAACGUGAAAAUGUUUUAUUGUCAAUCACAACGUAUGCUAAAUUGCGUAGGGGUAGUUUCGUAUUUGUAUAUUAUAUAUAAUAAUUAUCAGUUUUUUUUUUUAAAAUUUUUGUAUUGAAUAUUUAAUAGGUACAAGUAUUGCUCUAGUUGGUUAUAUUAUAUAUAUAAGUACAGUGGUGAAAAAAUUUGACGGUAUAGACAAACGUAUAUUUUUAAAUAUUUAAGUACCUAUUGAAAAAGAAAUUUAUAUAAAAUGUUUAUUAAAAACAGGAGCGUCAUUUCUGUUUCUCAUAAGCCCAAUAUUUUGUGGGACCAAUUCCCUCUCCCUUUCCAAAGCCAAUUAUUAUUAAAAACAAUUGUUGAAAUGUAAUGCGGCUGCACAAAAUUCCAAAAAAACUAAUAUUUAUACUUGAACGCCACGGCCAAAUGAUCAAUUAACACCUAGACUGAUAAAAAUUACCAUUUUAAUGGUUAUCGAGUGAGAAAAUUGCUUUGAUGAAUAUAUAUAUAUAUAAAUUAAUUUUAUUCUGGUUGAAAAGCAAAGAAAUUCGGGUAUACCCACCAAUACGCCAAUGAAGUACAGUCAUAGGUGCACAUAGUGUUUAAAAUUUCGGACGCUGAAGCUCAGGUCUGUACUGGAUCACCUUAUGAUGCUUUCACAUCAUAACGGAAAUCAUUAGUUUUAGGGGGAGGGGUUAAACUUCCAGCUCCUCUAUUUCCACCUAUAAAUAUAAUGUAUAUAUAAAAUGUAGAUAACUCUUGCAGGUGUGCCUAAUUAUCUCAAAUAUGAAUUUUAAAAUGAAUUUAUUGGUUAAUAAUUGUCUAUAGGUACUAUGUAACUAUAUAAUAUGUAUAGUUAUAAUUUACUUUAAAAAUCGCAUUAUACUUAUACCGUACAGUUUUCAUGAGUUACCUAUUUUAAAUGUUGAAUAUUAUUGUUUCGGUAAAAUUGUAUUUUAAAAUACAUUUUAUUAUUUUUUAUGUUUAUAGAGUGUAAAAACGCGUGUUUACCUUUUAAGAGGUUUUUCAUAUAUACGGUAAAGUUGACGUUCAAUUUAAAAUAAAAUUAUUCAUUUUGAUAUAAAUAUUUAUGUUUAUUGUUCAUUCUGGUUCUGAUUUAAAUAGCUAGGUACCCGUGUACCUAGCUAUUAUAGGGUGGUUUAUUAAUAAAUCAAAAUCUUAUAAAUCUUAUGUACACCUGAAAAAAUGAUAUUUAAUUCGCAUACCUACUAAUUGUAAUUGAAUAGAAUGAUACAUUGAUACGAACCGAAGUAAAGUAAGUUCCCAAUGAGUAAAAGAACUUGGUGUUAUUCAUCAAUUGGCCUGAAAAUUAACGGGGACUUUAUUUAAAAUAAUGGUUUAGUGAAACUGCAUUUCAUAAUUCGCAAUCGUAAUAAGAGAUAGAGUGCAUACGAACAAAUGGAUGGACAGACAGACAAAUUCAUAAAAUAGUGUUUGCUAUUUAACAAAUUUUAUUUAAACCAGUAUAAUAUGUUAUUUAUAUAUUAAAAAUACACUUGUACGUAUUAUGCAUAAGUAUUAUUGUAUUUAAAAUAAUAUUUAUUGCAGUAUAUACUUGUUUUUUUUUUUUUUUUAAUUUAGGUAAACAUCACAGAGUUACUGAGAAAAUAUUAUUCAUAACACCUAUAUAAUUUCAGCACUCAAAUGAAUACAAAAUGUCGAUUUUGAUAUC